CUACAGGUCUCAUCCUUGAAGCCAAUGGCUAUGGAAAAUGACUCCUCUGUGACAGAGUUCAUCCUUAUGGGAUUAACAGACCAACCUGAGCUGCAGCUGCCCCUGUUCUUCCUGUUCUUGGUGAACUAUGCCAUCACUGUGGUGGGAAACUUAAGCUUAAUUCAUCUAAUUUGCUUGAAUUCACACCUUCACACCCCCAUGUACUUUUUCCUCUUCAAUCUGUCCUUCAUUGACUUCUGUUAUUCAUCUGUCUUUACUCCUAAAAUGCUGAUGAGCUUUGUUUCAGAGAGGAACAUCAYCUCCUUUGCAGRAUGCAUGACUCAGYUAUUUUUCYWCUGCUUUUUUGUGAACUCMSAGUGCUAUGUGCUGACAGCCAUGGCCUAUGAUCGCUAUGUGGCCAUCUGUCAGCCUCUGCUGUACAGGGUGGUCAUGUCCCCUAGGGUCUGUUCUCUGCUGAUGUUGGGUUCUUACUUGAUGGGGUUUGCUGGUGCCAUGGUGCACACAGGGUGCAUGAUCAGGCUCAGCUUUUGUGAUUCUAACCUCAUUAACCAUUAUAUGUGUGAGAUUUUCCCCCUUCUUCAGCUUUCCUGUAGCAACACCUAUGCCAAUGAGCUUGUGAGUUCUGUUGUUGUGGCAACUGUUGUUAUUGUGUCUAGCCUUGUUAUCUUCAUCUCCUAUGCCUUGAUUCUUUACAAUAUCAUUCAUAUGUCUUCAGCUAAGGGUUGGUCCAAAGCCAUGAGCACCUGUGGUUCUCACAUAGUAACUGUUGGCCUGUUCUAUGGAUCUGGGCUGCUCACUCAUGUUAAACCAUCAUCUUCAGGGUCUUUUGGCCAGCGUAUAUUUUUCCUGGUGUUUUCAGUGUUUAAUACUCUUGUGGUGCCCAUGCUGAAUCCCCUCAUUUAUAGCCUUAGGAACAAGGACGUCAAGCUUGCUCUGAAGAGAACCCUGAACAGAUUAAACUGA
Molecule: messenger RNA, 963 nt
Organism: Urocitellus parryii (Arctic ground squirrel)
Lineage: Eukaryota; Metazoa; Chordata; Mammalia; Rodentia; Sciuridae
Product: olfactory receptor 8C8-like
Biological process (GO): G protein-coupled receptor signaling pathway
Cellular component (GO): membrane
Molecular function (GO): G protein-coupled receptor activity; olfactory receptor activity
Source: RefSeq, a predicted model, not a curated record